Aedes aegypti (yellow fever mosquito) is the source of this 4916-nucleotide messenger RNA. It is a transcript of the gene Ncc69, whose product is annotated as solute carrier family 12 member 1. The transcript has 13 exons. The coding region runs from base 534 to 3926 and encodes 1130 amino acids. Gene Ontology annotation, cellular component: membrane. NCBI's taxonomy places the organism in Eukaryota, Metazoa, Arthropoda, Insecta, Diptera, Culicidae. Gene Ontology annotation, molecular function: sodium:potassium:chloride symporter activity. Gene Ontology annotation, biological process: cell volume homeostasis; potassium ion homeostasis; chloride ion homeostasis. The record is from RefSeq and is a predicted model, not a curated record.
AAUUCCAGCGAGCAUCGGCAAGGGUUUCUCAGUUUCGAUUCGGUUGUUCCGCGGAACGUUUGUUCGGUCGAGUUCGGCGUGCGAAAGUUUCUUAUUUGCAGUGAAUCUUUAAACUUUUUUGUUUCCAUGCUGAGUUGUGUUUUUUUUUGUGUGAUUGCUUGUGUUCGUUAGUGAUUGAAGUGAAGAGUAAUAAAAACUGCUGACUUUUCCGCUGGCGCAGGUGUAAUAAAAAACUACUGCUCGUUAGGAGCACUGUGUAUGCAAAAAGGUAUUGAUGCUCUUUAUCUCAAAGUAGAGUACCAGGUAUUCUCUAAGGAAUUCCAACAGACUACAUUCCACAGAACCUGCAGCAAAAAGAGCAACAUUAUUGAUUUCUUCGAUGGUUUCUGCUGUAUAACCAUCACAAAAGCCAGGAAUCAAAGAAUUCUCUUCCCUCAAAUCAAAUUACUUCCUUUGGUAAGCUGUCCGAAGCAGUGUUUAUCCUGGAGAACACACUCUAAUACAAUCAACCGUCAAACCUAAAAAAAUCUCCAAUGUCGCAACCGAAAGAAGUGGAAAUGAACACGAUGCACCGGGUUGGCUCGGCCAAUCGGUUUCAGGUCAAUCCGGUAAAUCACGACCAAGGAGACGGUGGUGACCGGGGAGGUGGCGGCGGAGCCAAUGGCCAUGCAGACAUCACCACCGAGGAUGACACGUUUCCGGAGGAGCUGGUUAAACGGCGCACCUCGAGGCUUCAAUCGCUCAGGACCAGCUUCCGGGACAAGGAACGGAAAAACUCACAAACCACCCGGUUUAAGAUGGAAAAUGGGGAUGCGUCCGAUUCCAAUGAGGACGAAGAGGAUAAUCUGAUUGAUGACAAUAAAUACGCCAGGAGCUUCAGGCACUUUACCAGGGAAGCCCUACCACGUGCAGAUAACUAUAGGAACAUCCUCUCCUUCCAAGCAAACAAUCGUCCCACGUUGGAUGAGCUCCAUCAUGCCUCCAUUACGAACAAGGAAACGAUGCGCCGGGGGACGGUGGCCAACGUGGAGCUGGGCGAGACGGAAGGAGUGCUGAAGUUCGGCUGGAUCAAGGGCGUCCUGAUGCGCUGCCUGUUGAACAUUUGGGGCGUGAUGCUGUUCCUGCGGCUGAGUUGGGUCGUGGGCCAGGCAGGUGUCAUUCAGGGGGUGGUUCUUAUAUCGGUUACCACCGUGGUGACGACAAUUACGGCACUUUCGAUGUCGGCCAUCAGUACCAAUGGAGUGAUAAAAGGUGGCGGGACAUAUUACAUGAUUUCGCGCUCACUGGGACCGGAAUUCGGCGGUUCGAUUGGAUUGAUCUUCUCACUUGCCAACGCGGUUGCCUGUGCCAUGUAUGUGGUCGGAUUCUGUGAAUCGAUGACCGAUAUGCUGAAAAGCUUUGGGCUGGAGAUAAUUGAUGGCGGAGUGCAGGACAUUCGCAUUAUUGGUUUGAUAACGAUUGUGAUCCUGCUCGGAAUCGUCGUGAUUGGCAUGGAGUGGGAAGCCAAAGCACAGGUCGUUUUGCUGUUCAUUCUGCUGAUUGCCAUCGCGGACUUUGUCAUUGGAACGUUGAUUGGACCGAAGUCCGAGUUGGACGUUGCCAGAGGCUUUGUCGGAUAUAAUGGAACGCUCCUUCUGGAAAACCUCCAACCCGACUACCGACCGGUGAAGGGCACUCCGCACGACUUCUUCUCGGUAUUUGCCAUCUUCUUCCCGGCUGCAACCGGUAUCCUGGCCGGUGCCAACAUCAGUGGUGAUCUGAAGGAUCCCUCCAAAGCCAUCCCGAAAGGUACCAUAUUGGCCAUCGUCAUUACGUCCGUAUCGUACAUAGGAAUGGCCAUUAUGGCCGGAGCAACCGUGGUUCGUGACGCCACCGGAAACAUCACCGACAUGGCCAACGGAUCGUGGGCUUUUACCGAGUGUGCUCCCGAGGAGUGCGCAUUCGGCCUGCAAAAUUCCUUCCAGGUCAUGGAGAUGGUUUCUGGUUUUGGGCCGAUCAUUUAUGCAGGAUGUUUCGCAGCGACCUUGUCGUCGGCUUUAGCUAGUUUGGUUUCCGCACCGAAGGUUUUCCAGGCUCUGUGUAAGGACAAGUUGUAUCCGAAGAUUGGAUGGUUUGGAAAGGGAUUCGGCAAGAAUAACGAACCUGUUCGGGGAUACAUUUUGACGUUCAUCAUUUCGGUAGCUGUAAUUCUGAUUGGAGAGUUGAAUCUGAUUGCUCCGCUGAUUUCGAACUUCUUCCUUGCUGCGUAUUGUCUGGUGAACUUCAGUACAUUCCACGCCAGUUUAGCCAAGCCCGUUGGUUGGCGACCUACCUUUAAGUAUUAUAACAUGUGGCUCAGUUUGAUCGGUGCCAUUCUGUGUAUUGCCGUAAUGUUCUUGAUUUCUUGGCCGACGGCCUUGAUAACGUUUGCAGUAGUGUUGACUCUCUAUCUCUUCGUAUCCUAUCGCAAACCGGACGUCAACUGGGGUUCGACAACUCAAGCGCAAACCUACAAGAACGCCCUCAUGUCCGUCCAGCAGCUCAACAACGUGGAAGAUCACGUUAAAAACUACCGUCCGCAGAUCUUGGUCAUGUCCGGUCAUCCCAGUAGCAGACCCUUGUUGGUUCACUUCUCCUACCUGUUGACCAAGAACCUGUCACUAAUGGUUUGCGGCCACGUGAACAAAGCUCAGACGUCGCAGAAGUUCCGCAACUACCUGCAACGGAAGGCAACCGACUGGUUCCGCCGGCACAAGGUCAAGGGCUUCUACACCUACGUGGACGAUAAUGAGUUCGAAACGGGAGCCCGGGCGGCGAUGCAGGCCAGCGGAAUCGGUAAGCUGCGUCCCAAUCUGCUGCUGCUCGGCUACAAGAACGACUGGCGGAAGUGCGAUUCGGUGGAGCUGGAGCAGUACUUCAACGUGGUGCACAAGGCACUGGACAUGUACUUAUCGGUGGCAAUUCUGCGGGUUGCCAAGGGGCUGGACUACUCCCAGGUGCUCGGAGAGGAUACGGCGGCGAAGCAGAUUGCCGAAACGCCCCGGACGCUGCUGCAUAAUGAUAGCUCGAAUGAUUUGGCUGGGCAGAACAAGAUCAACUCGCUUCAUGGAAGCUGCGAUUCGUUGAGUCGCAAUAUCUCGCAAGGACCCGAACACAACAAUGUGCACGAGAAGAACGAAAAGAAUCUCAAAGCCAGCAGCACCAGCGAUUUGACCGCCGGAACGCCACGUAUGCAGACCGUGUCCGGAAUGCCCGACCCCAUGGACAUCAAUGCGAAACUUUUGAACGAAACCAACAACCGUUCACUGAAGCGUACCCACAAUGAUCCGGCUCUGCUCUAUCGCGGCCCUGGCGGAGCCGAGCUACCCAAGGAAGUUCUGGAUGAGCUUACACAGUUCACGAGCAAAAAGAAGCACGGCGUCAUCGAUGUAUACUGGCUGUACGACGAUGGCGGUCUAACCCUGUUGCUCCCUUACAUCAUCAGCACCCGGCGCAAUUGGAGUUCUUGUAAAUUACGCGUUUUUGCCCUGGCUAACCGGAAAGCCGAGAUGGAGUUCGAGCAACGGAACAUGGCCAGCCUGUUGGCCAAGUUCCGAAUCGACUAUUCCGAUUUGACGCUGCUGCCGGACGUCAACAAGAAACCGUCCCAAAUGAUGUCCGGUUUCUUCAAGGAACUUAUCCGGGACUUCACCGGCGAAGAUGGUAUUAUUUCCGAUGCGGAGCUUUUGGCAGUACAGGAUAAAACGAAUCGCCAUCUGAACCUGCGCGAGUAUUUACUGGAGCAUUCCAAGAAGUCGGACCUGGUCGUAAUGACCUUGCCGAUGCCCAGGAAGGGUGUCGUCUCGGCCCCCCUCUAUAUGGCCUGGUUGGAAACUUUGAGCCAAGGGCUUCCGCCAUUCCUGUUCGUCCGUGGUAACCAGACCAGUGUACUGACGUUCUAUUCUUAAAACUGGAGAAGCCGUCACGAGUACAAUCUCGGUCCAUUUGCACACUUACAAUACAUUUUAGUUUUCACUUGUAGCAGACGUUCCAGCCAUUAUGCUUCACCUAGCCUUAAUGCCUUUGAAUUGUCGAGACACAGAAACGUACACCCGCAUAACUUAUUUCCAUUAUUAGCGUUUCAUUGAGUUCAUAAUAGUAAGAACAACUUUUCGUAGAGUAUAUGCAUAUGCUAACGGACAAGGAAGAGCGAUUCGUGUCACAUAAAAAGCAAGAAUUUUUAGUACAUUAUGUUUGACAAGUCUUAAAUUGUAAGUUAACAUUAUAAAUAUUUGAUUUUACGUUGUUUUUUUUUGUAAGAUUCAUUUGAAUUCCUCACAAUUUGAUUCGAAAUGAUUUCUAUUUACAUGUAUCAUUUACGCUUCUUUCCGACAAAGAGCGAGGAAAAACAGUAUGCAGAAAAUUAUUCCUCCACACAUCUCUCUCAUCAAUAUCGCAUUUCAUGGUCAAUGCACAAUACUUAUUUUACUUACAUCUUAAGUUAUCAGUGCAUUUCAAUGUUUUUGAUUUUAUAAUUACUUGACAUCAUUUCGAUUUAGUAUUGUCUAAUGCAACAGACGAAAACAUACGUUUCAUUAUUACUAAGAAAUUUAGAAAAUAAAACGAGAGUUAAACUCUCUGGUGCCGAAUCAAAGCUAUUAUUUAUGAUUAUAUACAAUGAAGAGCUAGUGAGAGUCACAAAAAUGCUCCAUGAUGUGAAAAUCGUACGACCAGAACGUAGUUUGUCAAGGACAGAACCCUUUUCUUAAAAAUGAUAUUGAUAGUGAAAAUGUUAUAAGCUGUAAAAAAAUCCGGAGCAAGUUAUUUUAAAUCUGUAAUUUUUUUAUUGCUUUUAUGUUUCAAUAAGUUACAUCAUCACGGGCAAAUAGAACCAAUCGUGAAGAAGCGAAAGACACAUUUCCAGUAUUAAAUAAAAUAAACCUUGUUUUGGAACGUAA